Molecule: messenger RNA, 1726 nt
Organism: Darwinula stevensoni
Lineage: Eukaryota; Metazoa; Arthropoda; Ostracoda; Podocopida; Darwinulidae
Source: the annotation of a GenBank genome assembly
CAUGGAUAAAAAUACGAUGAACAUUCAAACCUAUAUGCAAAACAUUGGCUUGCAAGCGCGCAAGGCUUCACGCGCGAUGGCGAGUGCCGAUACCAUUCAAAAAAACAAUGCCUUGAACGCAAUUGCCAAGGCGAUUUUGCGUGAAAAAGAUGUGUUACUGGCGGCCAAUAAGCUUGAUUUAGACGCAGCGCGUGCGAACGGUUUAGAGCCUGCAAUGCUAGACCGUUUGGCGAUUAGCGAAAAAACCAUUGCCAGCAUGGCAGAAGGUUUGCAGCAAAUUGCCACCCUGCCUGACCCCAUUGGUGAAAUGAGCAAUUUUAAAUACCGCCCAUCUGGCAUACAAAUUGGCCAAAUGCGCGUGCCACUGGGCGUGAUUGGUAUUAUUUAUGAAGCGCGCCCAAACGUGACGGUGGAUGCGGCUGGGCUGUGCAUUAAAUCUGGCAACGCGGCGAUUUUGCGCGGUGGUAGCGAAGCUAUACACUGUAAUCAAGCUUUGGCUAAAUUGGUACAUGAAGGCUUGGCGGCGGCUGGCCUGCCAAAAUCUGCCGUGCAAGUGGUUGAAACGACAGACCGCGCGGCGGUGGGCGAGCUGAUUACCAUGAAGCAAUACGUGGAUGUGAUUGUGCCACGCGGCGGCAAAGGCUUGAUUGAGCGCAUUAGCAACGAUGCGCGAAUCCCCGUGAUUAAGCAUUUAGAUGGUAACUGCCAUGUGUAUGUGGAUGAUGACGCGGAUUUUGACAAAGCCUUGCGGGUGCUUGAGAACAGCAAAACGCAGCGCUUAGGCACUUGCAAUACUGCGGAAUCGUUACUCAUUGCACGCUCGGUAGCGAAAGAAAUGUUGCCAAAACUGGCGGAUAUGCUUACCAAGCACGGUAUUGAAAUUCGCGGGUGUGCAGAAACCUGCGCGCUUGUGAAACAAGCUAAACCGGCCACGGAAGAAGAUUAUUACACUGAAUAUUUGGCGGCGAUUAUUUCAUGUAAAGUGGUGACUGGCUUAGACGAAGCGAUUGCGCACAUUAACCAGCACUCUAGCCAACAUACCGAAGCGAUUGUGACCGAAAACUACACCAAAGCGCGUCGAUUCUUACGCGAAGUGGAUUCAAGCAGCGUCAUGGUGAAUGCCUCUACCCGCUUUGCCGAUGGCUUUGAAUAUGGCUUGGGCGCUGAAAUUGGCAUUUCUACUGACAAACUCCACGCACGCGGCCCAGUGGGGCUAGAAGGCUUAACUUCGCUGAAAUAUCAUCGUGCCGUCAUGGUGCAAAUAGCCAUUGCCAACAACCCUCUGUUUAAAUUAGAUAAGCGUGAGCUUUUACGCACUGGGGCUUCUUACACUUUUGACACCUUAGUCAGCCUGCGUGAAGAGCUAGGCAUGCAGGCCAGCAUCACACUUUUUAUGGGCAACGAUGCUUUUACAAAACUUAACACAUGGCAUCGCUGGCAAGAACUUUUAACCCUGUCCCAUAUUUGCUUGGUAGCAAGGCCGAGUAAACCCAAUCAGCCAACAGAGCGUUUAUCUAAGGGGCUUGAAAGCUAUUUGCAAGAGCAUUACACUGAGCUUAGUGAUGAAUUAACUCAGCAUGCGAAUGGCUUGAUUACCAUGCAGCACAUUACCGCUUUGGAUAUUUCAUCCACCGCAAUACGUGAGGCGCUUAAACAGCAACAUUCUAUGCGCUAUUUAUUGCCAGAUAACGUGCUAAGCUAUAUACAAGAACACCAACUUUACAUC